This is a messenger RNA of Mobula hypostoma (lesser devil ray), 1617 nucleotides long. RefSeq names its product protein disulfide-isomerase-like. The coding region runs from base 1 to 1617 and encodes 538 amino acids. Gene Ontology annotation, cellular component: endoplasmic reticulum. The record is from RefSeq and is a predicted model, not a curated record. The transcript is spliced from 11 exons. Gene Ontology annotation, biological process: response to endoplasmic reticulum stress; protein folding. Gene Ontology annotation, molecular function: protein disulfide isomerase activity. NCBI's taxonomy places the organism in Eukaryota, Metazoa, Chordata, Chondrichthyes, Myliobatiformes, Myliobatidae.
AUGGCCAAGUGGUGCCUCUUAAUGCUGGUCUUUGCCUUCAUCACUGCAACGGAGGCUGAAGACACUGAAGGGAAAGAUGAGGCUUUGCCACCAGAAGAAGAUUCUGAGGAAGUCAUUUCAGAUGAGAUUACUGAAGACCAAGAUGUUUUAGUGCUUAACGAGCACAAUUUCGAGAGAGCUUUAAAGGAGAACAAAUACCUUCUGGUGGAAUUUUAUGCCCCUUGGUGUGGACACUGUCAGAAGUUAGCACCAGAAUAUGCCAAAGCCGCAGGACAGCUGAAGACUGAGUCUUCAGAAUUGAAACUGGCCAAGGUUGAUGCCAUUAUGGAGAAAGAACUGGCAUCAGAAUUUGAUGUACGCAGCUAUCCCACACUGAAGUUUUUUCAGGAAAGCAACAGAAAAACUCCAAUUGACUACACAGGGAAAAGAAAUGCAAAAGGCAUUGUCAGCUGGUUAAAAAGAAGAGCUGGUCCCACCUAUACAUUUCUAGAUGGUCUAGCUGAAGUUGAAGCCUUUAUUGAUUCAGCUGAGGUUGCCAUAGUUGGCUUUUUCAAGGACCUUGAAAAUGACGAUGUGAAAACAUUUUCUGACAUAGCCAAUGAUGUUGUGGAAAUACCAUUUGCUAUCACCAAUAAUGCAGAGGCUUUUGAGAAGUAUGGAAUUUCGAAGAGUACCAUAGUAAUGUUCAAAAUGUAUGAUGAUCGGAGAAAUGAUUUUGCAAUUGAUAAUCAGACGGGUUUGGUUAAGGAUGAACUAACUAAGUUUAUCCACGUUAAUGAAAUGCAUCUUGUUACUGAAUUUACUGAAGAGAGUAAUCCAAAAAUAUUUGAUGCUAAAGUUGACAACCACAUUCUGUUGUUCAUCAACAAGACAAUUAAAGAACACAAUCAACAUUUGGAGAAUUUUAGGGCUGCUGCGGCUUUCUUCAGAGGCAAGAUUCUUUUUGUUUAUAUUGAUAUUAACGACGACAACGAUCAUGUGCUGGACUACUUCUCUGUAAAGAAAGAAGAUGCACCAAAAAUUCGUUUAAUCAACAUCACCACUACUAAGAAAUACAAGUUUCCAUUUGAUGAAAUUAGCACAGAUAACGUGAAAAGCUUCUGUCAGAAGGGCCUUAAUGGAAAUCUUGAGCCUUUUUUAAAGAGUAAAGACAUACCAGAAGACUGGGACAAGAAUCCUGUUAAAAUUUUGGUUGGGAAGAAUUUUGAAAACAUUGCUUUUGAUGAGACGAAGAAUGUGUUUGUUGAGUUCUAUGCUCCCUGGUGUGGUCAUUGUAAGGAAUUGGCCCCUGUCUGGGAACAACUAGGCGAGAAGUACAAGGAUCAUGAAAACAUUGUAAUAGCAAAAAUGGAUGCCACUGUUAAUGAAGUUGAAUCAAUUGCAGUCCAAGGAUAUCCAACAAUCAAGUAUUUCCCCGCAGGCUCAGAGAGAAAGGUUGUGGACUAUGAAGGAGCAAGGGAUCUGGACACAUUUAUAACAUUUUUAGACAAUGGUGGUAAAUUACCUCCAGAAGAAGACGAUGAUGAUAAUGAUGACACAGACUCUGAUGACAUUCUUCUGGGGAAGACCAACAAAACAACUGAGCAACUUACAAAAGAUAAAAGGGAUGAACUAUAG